AUGAAUAAAAGUUAUUAAGAAUGGAUUAAUCCUAAUGUAGAGUGUUGGGUUUGGCUCAAAUAUGAAAAUUCUUAGCAAAAUUAAAACAAUUCUGAAAAUGGAUAAUAUUUCUAGUGCGUUAUUCAAUCAGUAUAAAAAGAAAAGAAUUUAGCAAAGAUAAAAGUUACUUGUAAAGAAGAAUAAUUAGGAAAUCGAAUAUCAGAUUAAGCAAUUAAUGGAUAAUUAGAUGUUUAAUUUGAAAGAUUAUUAGAAAAGGAAAUUAUGGUUGAUUCUCUUCAAACUUUAGGUUAUUCAGAUAUGGUUCAUAUGAAGUAUUUAAAUGAGGCUGAAAUAAUCAAUAAUUUGAGAAAGCGAUAUUAAAAUAAUAUGAUUUUCACAUAUAUUGGACCAACUUUGGUAGUUAUGAAUCCAUAUAAAGAAAUAGAAGGAGUAUAAGAUAAUCAAGUAAUAGAUAAAAUAAAAUCUGAUCUAGGCAUAAAAUUUGAAGAGGAUUUCAAAAUGAAUAAUCUGAGCACCAACUAAAAUAUUAUAAACACACCUCAUACAUAUACUGUAAGCGGAUUAGCCUACAAAUAAAUGUUUAGCAAUAAGAAAAAUUAAGCAAUAGUUAUAUCAGGCGAAAGUGGAGCAGGUAAAACAGAAAAUGCUAAAUUAUCGAUGCAAUUUUUAACAAGUUUGAGUUCAGGGUCUGAUAAAUAAAAUGAUUUACUCAAUUAAUUAAAGACUCAAACAGCUAAGAAUAUUCUAUUAGAAGAGUUUAACUAAUUUGCAAUAGAAGUAAAAAUACUUGCUUGUAAUCCUAUUCUAGAAGCUUUUGGUAAUGCUAAAACAGUAAGAAAUAAUAAUUCCUCUAGAUUUGGUAAAUACGUAAAAAUCUACAUAGAUAAAACAUCUUAAAAGAUAAAUGGAGCCUCCAUUGAUAGCUACUUACUCGAAAAGAGCAGAAUACCUUGUCCAGGAAAGGGAGAGAGAAAUUAUCACAUUUUUUACCACAUGCUAAAAGGAAAUCAAGAACUAUCUAAUUUGAGAUUGAGUUAGUUCAAAAAUUUAUCUGAUUUUGAUUAUCUAAAGAAAAGUGACUGCUUUGAGGUUGAGAACAUUUAAGAUGCUAAACUCUAUUUGGAAGUAAAGAAGUCCUUCAGAUAAAUGAAUUUCUCUAACUAAGAGUAAGAAGCUAUAUUUUCUCUAAUAUCUGCGAUACUACUGUUAGGCAAUGCAAAUUUAGACUCAUCAAAAGCUAGCGACACUCAGGCUCCAACUUUUUUGAACAUGAGUUUACCGACACAUCAUAAAGAAUUCAAAAAUGCCUCUGAGUUACUCUAAGUUAAUCCUAAAGACCUUGAAGAGUCUUUAGUAUUUAAGGUAAGGAAAGUUGGAACUACAGUAAUUAAAUCUCCAUAAACUGCUGAAGAAUGCUUGUCUAUGAGAGACAGUCUAAGUAAAAAUCUAUAUGAUAGUCUUUUUAACUUUUUGGUUUGGAAGUUAAAUUAAAAUUUGUUGCCACCUUAAGAUUUGCUAAAUAAAUCAUUAAGCAUAGGCCUUUUAGAUAUAUUUGGUUUUGAGAGCUUUGAUAUAAACUCAUUUGAGCAGCUUUGCAUUAAUUUUACCAAUGAAAAAUUUUAGUAAUUGUAUGUUUAAUAUGUUUUCAAAAGCGAAGAAGAAGAUUAUAAAUAAGAAGGAAUUUUGGAUGUAUUUUCUGAUUUAUAAUAUUAAGAGAAUUAGCUCAUUAUUGAUACAAUUGAAAAAAAACCCAAUGGAAUCAUGGUGCUUUUAGAUGAAAAUUGCUCAUUGGGAUCAGGGACGGAUGAUUCUUUUUUAAAUUAAAUUACAAAAAACCACUCUAAAAAUCAACUUGUCAGCUUCCCUAAAAAAGAUAAAUAUUCUUUCAGCCUUAGUCAUACAGCAAAACAAGUUGUAUAUGAUGUGCGCGGAUUUAGAGAUAAAAAUAAAGAUGAAGUGAGUACCGAAGUAGAAAAAUGUCUUUAAAGUAGUAAAUGUCCAGUUAUUGCGAAUUUAUUAUCUUAUUAAGGGUCUUAAACUUAGUAGAAUAAAGAAACUUAAAAUCUUCAAAAUUUUGGAAAUAAUUUAAAUUUUAAAAAAGCUGAAAUUAGUAAUCAAAUGAACUCAAGUAAAAAGAAUGUAAAGUUUCUAGGCUAAAAAUUUAGAUAAUCUUUAUAGGAAUUAAUGAUAGAAUUGAAUAAUAGCGAUGUUCACUUCAUAAGAUGUAUAAAACCAAACGAAGAAAAGAAAAAGAAUUUUUUUAAGUAUGAUUAUGUUUAUUAGCAAGUACAGUAUUUAGGCAUACUUGAUUCCAUUAAAAUCCGCAAAGUUGGAUAUUCUUACAGAAUGACUUAUGAAAACUUUUUCUUAGAAUACCAAGAACUGGGAUAGAAAACAAAAGGAUUAACAUUGUAGAAGGUUUAGCAAUAAAAGUUAGAUUUAAAAUAAUUAAUUACAACAGAAAUAUUUGAAAAGACCAAUUUAUUGCAAAAUAAAUAACUUCCUUAGAAAUGUGUAGCAUUUGGAAAAACAAAAAUAUUUCUCAAAAAUGAAGUUAUGAAGAUUUUGCAUGAAAAAAUUUAAGAAAUUAUUUAAUAAAGAAAAAAAUAUGCAAAGCGAAUUAUUGUCUCAAUUUAAAAAUAUCUGUUUAGGAAAUACUUCCAUAAGAAUUUAAUGAAAAUAAAAAAUUAAUUAAUUAAAUUGCAAUCAUUUGCUAGAAUGGCUAUUUAAAGAUAAAAAUUCCUAAGGAAAAAGAAAUCAAUAUUAAAAAUGAAGAAGCUUAUUAGGCUAAGAAUGUUGGGAUAAGGAAUCUCUGCAUUUAGGUUAAACUAUAUCUCAUUUGUGUGGGAUUUGGUUUGUUUUAUGAUAUUUGAUAAAACAAAUAUUCAUAUUGCAUUUUAGUAAAUUAAAUAUUAUCGUAACCCAAAUAAAACUAAGCCUGUUGUUCAAAAUUAAACAUCUACAAUUUAGUAAAAUAAAUAGUAAAAUCAACAACCUUAAAAAAGCCAAAAUUAAGUUACUUCAUCAUUUUAAGUAAAUAAUUAAAUGAUGCAAUAAAAAUAAAGUCUUGUAGGCCAAUAAAUUUAAUCUAUUGUAAACGAGCUUAAUUUAGGUGAGAUAUAAAUUAAUAAAACCUAACAAGAUUUAAAAGACUUUAGAAAAUCAAAGAUUAUACCUUAAGUUAACUUGAAUCCAUCACAUAGUAGUAAGAGGGCCAGCAAUGCUUGGAGAUAAACCCUAAUUGCAAGUAGUAGUUAAAAUAAAAUUAAUAAAGAUUUGUAGCUAUCUGAAUUAGGAGAGUAGAAGCUGAUAAAUAUGAAAGAAACAACUGACUAAAAAGAAAAAAUUAAAUAUACUAAACCUCUGAUAUUAUAAUUUACAGAGUAUAACCCUGCUUAUUAGUAUGCAGAGUUUAAUAUGGAGAGUGCAAUAGAUUUAGAAGAUGUUCCUAAUAGUUUAGAUUUUGAGGGUGAAUUAAAUGAUUUGAUAAGUGAAGAAAUCAUUCAAUAAAUAAAAAAAAAUAACUUUUAUUCACACCUUUCUUUUAUUCUUGCAAAAAGAACAAAAUGGGGAAUCACACAAACUUAAGAGAAAAUAAUGAGGCACUAGCUUAAACCAAUUUCAAAUCCACUAACAAAUAUUGCUGAUUUGAAGAAUAUAAUCACCUAUGAAGACACAAAAGAUGCUGUUUAAUCAAUUAGGAGUAUUAUUCAAUAAAAUAAUUUAUAUAAUGACACAUCAACAUAGACUUAAAGACCAAUUAAUUAUGAAGAUGCUAGAACUGGAAAAUUAGAUAAGUAAGUAUCUAAAUAAAUUACUAACGAUUAAUCACAAAAAUUAGCAACUGUCUUUUCGAAAUAUUCUCUGAUGAACCCAAGAAAAGCUAGUGUUAGAGACACAAACUCACUUGAACAAAUUGUCCUAUAAUAAAGAAAACUUACAAAAUUAAUUUAGUAUAAAAAAUUUUCUCCUUCAGAAAAAGCUAUUAACAUAUUUAAAACUCUCUUAAAGUGCACAGGAGAAAGAAAAUCCCGAUAUAACAGACACAACAAUAUCAUAAAGCUUCUUACCCUUUGUAACGAAGAGUCAAUCGACCUAAAAGAAGAAGUUUACGUUUAAUUAUGCAAAUAAUUAAGUGCAAAUGAUAAAAAGGAGUCAAGAAUAAAAUAUUUAAAGCUGUUUGCUAUUAUAAGCAGCAUACUGCCAACAACCAGUAGAUUUUAUUAUCCUUUACUUCACUUUUUAUAUAUGAGAAAUACAGAUACUCAAAUAGAAUAGGAUGAGAGAAAAUGGUACUAAUACUGUUUUCAAAGAAUUUAUAAAAGUGAGUAAAUACAAAGAGGAUGCAUCCCAACUGAUACUGAAAUUGUAAUGAUUGAGAAUAAGAAACAAAUUUUGAUUAGAGUUUAUCUUCUAAAUGAAAUCCCAAUUACUGUAGGAGUAGAAAGCUAUACUAGUGUGAAGAUGCUUAAGCAGGAGCUACUUUAGAAAAUAGGUAUAACCUAAAGACAUGAAUAUUAUGGCCUUAUGGAAGUAAGAAACAAUAUUAAGAAAAAGAGAAAAGAAACGAGAUUUAUAGAUGAAAGUGAGAGAGUAAUGGAUGUGAUAGCUUUUUGGGAAAAUGAGUAGUAUUUAUUUGGAUCUCAAUUAAAUUCUUCUUUCAUACAUAGCAACUCAAAAUAAAAUGAUGAAGGUAUUGAGCAAUUCAACCUUUAAAAUUAUUAGGAUCUUGAAGGACUUAAAAUUUACCUUGGAAUCAGAAUACUUUUUUCAUUUUAAGAAAACGAUAAAGAAGCAAUAAGCGUUUUCUACACUUAGCUAUCUUCAGAAGUACUUGAAGGAAAGUAUGCACCUUUGGAGGAAAAAGAUUACUUGAAUUUGGCUGCUUUAUAACUGUGCAUAGAUUUUCCAAGAGACGUCAUUUUAAAAGAAAUAUCUAAAAGAUAGAGUAUCAAUGCAGAUAGUGGGUCUCCAUAAAGAACAUAGAGUAAUUUUUUGAGUGCUACUAGCUAAAGUGAAAGCGGUGCAUCACAGCUUAAAAAGCUUUCUUAUUAAGAUAUUGAACAGAUUGAUGAAUAAGAUGAAUACGAACAAUUCAUAUAAAAUAGAAAUGAAAUUUUAAUUGAUCCGGUUUUUUACAUACCAGCUAAAAUGUAUUUCUAAAAAGAUAUUCAGUAAUGGUAACACUUAAUACUAUAGAAUUUGGUUGAUAAUAGACUUUUAAAGAAAGAGUACACUCCAUCUUAAGCAAAGUUAGCCUACAUACUUUAUCUUAGUAAGUAAGAUUUGUUUAUGAGUACAAUAUUUAGAGAUGUAAAAUACCAAAGAAUCAAAAUUAAAACACUAAAUGACACACUUUCUUCUAAAGAAAAAUAUGAGCAAAUGAUUUAAUAAAAUUAACAAAUUCCCAUUAAAGACGAGAUACUUUUAGCAAUAAACCCAUCUAAUAUUCUGAUGUGCGAUUCUAUAGGUUUAAAUAGACCAAAAAGAAGAGUGCAAAUUAAAAAUAUCUAAAAAUUUUGCUGCACUGAGAAGGAAGUUAUAGUAAUAUCUCAUGAUAAUACAAAACAUAUUUUUGAAACUCCCCAAUACUGUAGAGAAAUAGCUUUCUUAAUUCGCUCUUACUUGAGAAUAUUUUAUUAAAAAUAAUAGUAACAACAAUAAUAAGAAAAAAGUCAAUGA
Messenger RNA from Tetrahymena thermophila SB210, 5682 nucleotides. RefSeq names its product unconventional myosin heavy chain. Gene Ontology annotation, biological process: actin filament organization; vesicle transport along actin filament. Gene Ontology annotation, molecular function: microfilament motor activity; ATP binding; actin filament binding. Lineage: Eukaryota; Ciliophora; Oligohymenophorea; Hymenostomatida; Tetrahymenidae. The transcript is spliced from 5 exons. The record is from RefSeq and is a predicted model, not a curated record. Gene Ontology annotation, cellular component: myosin complex; cytoplasm; actin cytoskeleton.